This is a messenger RNA of Eucalyptus grandis, 1128 nucleotides long. RefSeq lists its product as uncharacterized. Lineage: Eukaryota; Viridiplantae; Streptophyta; Magnoliopsida; Myrtales; Myrtaceae. The transcript has a single exon. The record is from RefSeq and is a predicted model, not a curated record. Bases 1 to 1128 code for a protein of 375 amino acids.
AUGGUCUUCUCGCUUUCAAAUCUUGAACAAAUUCUGAUAACAUUCCUUUACACUUUGAGUCUGUUUUCCCAUCUUUAUCUCUCCAAGACCUCCCGUGCACAAGUGCUGCCUCCGUUCAAACCCUCCUCCCUCGUCACAUUCUUGCGUCCCAACCCCCUUCUCUUCCCUGUCUCUGCAAUCCCUGAUCGCCUCCACAAACCCCCAGAACCGCUGUCUCGCACCAUGAACGUCGGCUCUGAACGCGGUAGAAAGAGGAAAGGCGAAUUCGAGAACAACAGCACUGAUCGGAAUUCCCAGCAGUCCGGGAGUGAAGGCGGUGACGACGAUGAUUUCCUCGCUCUUUCGCUGUCUUCUCGGCCCUUGAAACCUCGAAAGGAUUCUCUGCCUUCGCCGCCUCCUCCUCCUCCUCCUCCGCCAAAAGCUAGUCCCGAUGCACACUCGUUGCCAUCCAUGGUGAUGUACGAAUCUCCAGCGUUGGUUCACGAGCCGACUAUGGUGAUGUACAGUCCUCCGGUGAUGCUUCACGAGCCGUCCUUGGGGGCUGUGCUGUCGAAUACCCAUCAAGAAGCCCUACCACACGUGCUGUCGCACGGUGGCCGCCGAAAGCUUCCUCAGACAGUGAGGGAUGGCAAAAGCGAGACCGUCCCAGUGCCCUUCCCAUGGGCAACGAACCGACGGGCCACAGUGCACAGUAUGAACUAUCUCUUGUCGAACAGGAUCUUCACCAUCACUGGGGAGGUCCAGUGCAAGAAAUGCGAGAAGGUCUUUGAGAUUGAGUAUGACCUGCGAGGCAAGUUCCUCGAGGUCGGCAACUUCAUCGCACAGAACAAGGCAACGAUGCACGAUCGGGCUCCACAUGAGUGGAUGAGCCCGGUCCUCCCCAAAUGCAGGUUCUGCAACCAAGAGAACAGCGCGAAGCCUGUGAUCUCAGCCAAGAAGAAGAAGAUAAAUUGGCUCUUCUUGCUCCUAGGGCAGACGCUCGGGUGCCUGACGCUGAAGCAGCUGAAGUAUUUCUGUGCGCACACCAAGAUUCACCGGACAGGUGCGAAGGACCGGAUCUUGUAUUACACCUAUCUAGGGUUGUGUAAACAGCUUGAUCCCACUGGGCCAUUCGAUAUCAGCCGAUGA